This is a messenger RNA of Diatraea saccharalis (sugarcane borer), 666 nucleotides long. Lineage: Eukaryota; Metazoa; Arthropoda; Insecta; Lepidoptera; Crambidae. The record is from the annotation of a GenBank genome assembly.
AUGGAAAAUUUUAAAUUGACACGUCCAAGUGCCGAUGUAGAUUCACUUCUGGAGAAGUUCAGGAUAGAAAUAAGCAGUGCGGUAAACGAAGAUCGUACAAAUGGUAGAAAAAUCACUAUAACUUCUACUAGAAACGAUCCAGAUCAUACCAGUGAUAUUGACAGUCAAAUUAAAGAAUUGGAAGACAUAAUACAAAAACUGCAAAAUGAAAUAACAGACUUAGGUAGAAAUGCCGAUGAGUACGUACCGAAGGAUUACAGCGACAGCGAGAAGUCUUACAUGACUGAAGAAAAUAAAGAGAAAGCUGAAGUUUCAGAUAAUAAGGUUGCUAGCAGGGAAGAUAAAGGAGGUGCCGGUGUUUCAGAAACUGAACAGUACAACCAAGUUUUUCCACUUUUUUUACAAGAUGUGAUUUUACCCUUGAGUGCUGAUAAUACACCAAUAAGUACUGUUGUCUCUGAACUAAUAACGGUUAAUGCCGAUAGUUCAAGUGAUCGAGAACAAAUUGACACAGUGAAGCAGGAAGUGCUGACCCUCUCGAAUGAAUUAAAAGAUAAUGCUCCAAAAGAUAAUCUCCAUGAAUUAAUAAAUCAAUUGCAAACUGAAAUAUCAGAAAAACUGGAGACGUUAAAUGAUAUUGACAUUGAUGACUUGCCAACACCGUAA